UCUGAGAUAUUUCAAGCAUGUUAAAAUCGGAGAGAAAUGGAGCUUUAGUCUCCUCCUCUUGCAUUACGUCUUUAUUUGAACAAGUAUCCUGUUUCUGUUAGUUUCUUAAAUGGUCUCAGGAGCUUAUUUAUGCCUGAUCCAGACAAAUUUUUAGCAUAUUUGUUGUGGAGAGUUUGUCAGAAUGGCUGGCAGCGAAGAGACCCUUAAGAAAAAAUUGCAAGAUGAAAAUGAAAUGGCAGAAAGCCACGAAACCAGGUUCCGGAAAAGACUUCUCCUUGCUGGAAUUGCGAAUGGUCGAAAUAUCAUUUUGAAUACAUUGCAGCCAAAAGGAAUAAAUAUACUAAGAAGAACGCUGACAGAUAAACAGAACAUCUCAAAAGAAUCACUAACUUCUUCUGAGAAGAUCCAAGAUAAAGGCAAAGAACCCCCAGAGCCUUUAUGGACUACAUUUGCUGAUAGUGUGGUCAAGCUGAGAAUAGAUCACUCAUGUUCACAAACUCCAAUAACAGUUCAUCAGAUGUUCAAAGAGACUGUGGAUAAAUAUGGGCCUCUCAGUGCUAUGGCCAGCAAAAAGAAUGGAAAAUGGGAAAAGAUCACAUUUGCAGAGUAUUACAAUCUUUCCUGGAAAGCAGCCAAAAGCUUUUUGAAGCUUGGUCUUGAACGAUUCCACAGCAUAGCAAUACUUGGAUUUAACUCUCCAGAAUGGUUCGUGUCAGCUGUUGGAGCUAUUUUUGCUGGAGGAAUUGUCACAGGCAUCUAUACAACCAACUCUCCUGAGGCCUGCCACUACAUUGCUUAUGACUGCAAAGCCAAUAUCAUUGUGGUGGAAAAUCAAAAACUGGACAAGAUAAUGCAGAUCUGGAGUCGUCUACCAUACUUAAAAGCAGUUGUGCUAUACAAUGACUCUUUAUCAGAGAGACAUCCCAAUUUAUAUACGAUGGAAGAAUUUAUGGAGUUGGGAAAUGAGAUACCAGAUGCUACACUCAAUGACAUUAUUAGCUCUCAAAAGCCAAAUCAAUGUUGUGUGCUAGUGUACACUUCUGGAACAACUGGGAAGCCAAAAGGAGCCAUGCUGAGUCAUGACAAUAUAACCUGGACAGCAGCACAUGCCAGCAGAGCCGGGGAUAUGCAACCAGCAGAAAUCCAACAGGAGAUUAUAGUCAGUUACCUCCCGCUCAGUCACAUAGCUGCUCAGAUAUAUGACCUCUGGACUGGAAUCAAGUGGGGAGAGCAAGUUUACUUCGCUGAGCCAGAUGCUUUAAAGGGCAGCUUGGUCAAUACACUGAAAGAAGCACAGCCAACAUCUCAUAUGGGAGUUCCACGAGUAUGGGAGAAAAUCAUGGAGAAAUUAAAGGACACGUCUGCUCAGUCGGGAUUUAUGAAAAAGAAAGUGUUAUCAUGGGCCAUGUCCAUUAGCUUAGAGAGGAACCUAAGCUGCUCAGGAAGCAGUGAUUUAAAGCCCUUUCGAACAAGAUUAGCAGACUACUUAGUACAUGCAAAAAUCCGCAGUGCUCUGGGAUUUUCCCACUGUCAGAAGCAUUUCUCUGGUGCUGCUCCUGUCACUACAGAAACUCUGGAUUUCUUCUUGAGUCUGAACAUCCCCUUGUACCAGGCAUAUGGGAUGAGCGAGACUACAGGCCCGCACUGCAUGUCUGGGCCAUAUGUUUACAGACGUCACAGCUGUGGCAAAGCAGUGCCUGGCUGCAAAGUGAAACUGGUGAAUGAGGAUGCAGAUGGCAAUGGAGAAAUUUGUUUCUGGGGAAGAACUGUUUUCAUGGGUUAUUUAAAUAUGGAGGAUAAAACUAAAGAAGCUAUUGAUGAUGAUGGGUGGUUGCAUUCUGGAGACCUAGGAAGACUAGACAAGGACGGCUUCCUCUAUGUUACUGGAAGAAUUAAAGAGUUAAUUAUUACAGCUGGAGGUGAAAAUGUGCCUCCGAUCCCAAUUGAAGAUGAGGUCAAAAAGGAACUGCCCAUUGUUAGCAAUGUUAUGUUGAUUGGAGAUCAAAAGAAGUUCUUAUCAAUGUUGCUGACCUUAAAGAGUACUCUGGACCCAGAUACAUCCGAUCCUACUGACUAUCUGACAGAGCAAGCCAGAGAAUUCUGCCAGAAAAUUGGCAGCAAAGCCACUAAAGUGUCAGAGAUUGUGGCAACAAGAGAUCUGGCUGUUUACCAGGCCAUUCAAGAAGGAAUCAACAGAGUCAACAUGAAGUCCACUGCCAGUGUUCAGCAUAUUCAGAAAUGGACAGUCCUGGAAAGGGAUUUCUCCAUUUCUGGUGGAGAAUUUGGUGAGACCUCUGAAUACUAAUCUAUACUGAGACACUAAGUGAAUACAGGAGGGGUGUGGAGUACUGUAAGAUUGGGAUUUCUAUUUCUCAGGAAUGGUGGAGAUGGGAGUUAUAUAGCUCUUCCAAAACAAGUGACAAUUCUCUGAUAGCAAUUCACACUGUCAGAUUACAGAACAAUGAUAUUGAUACAAUCUUAGGGAUGUCAACCACUCCAGGAUAAAAUCAAUUCAUAUUACAAUUUGAAAUUUAAACCAUGGUUUGUGAAAUAUGGGAGCUUCAUAAGAACCUUAAUAUAACAUACUAGUAAGUUAUCCUUGAUCAAUUUUUUUUUAAUUAAGAAAUUCAAGAAGUCCUACAAUUUUGGUGUCAGAGAAAGAAUCAAAAAUACAAAAAAAAUUAUAUAAUCUAUAUGCCAACCUAUUUAAUAAUUGUUAAUUGUGUCCACAGCUUUUGCUCUUUUUAGAAGAAGGUAAAAUGAAGUCAGUUUAAUCAGAGAAAACAAAAUCUUAUUGUAACCCUUGCUUAAAAAUUAACCAGGAAAUCAAGGUCAUUUGGCAGCCAGGGCCUGUCUUUUGUGGGGAGGGAAAAUUAUGAGCAAUAAUUAAAUAUCUGUUGGUGAAAGAUGUUCUAGUUUCUUGCUUCACCAACUUUAACUUCUAACUAAUGGAAUACAGAAUAUUUAUGUGGACCCCGUAAGUAUUUAAAGAUGUAUUGUGUGCCCGGGAUCCCAGGGGAGCCACACUGAGGUUACUCAAUUCAGGCAAACUGCAAAGAAUGGGGCAGGCAAUCCCCAAAGCUGGUGGAUAUUCCAAUACUUAGAUUUACCAAGUCAGCACAAAACAGCUUCUAUAAUACCUCACUGGUUACCCAGAAGCCAACGAUACAGUUCCCUUAAAGUAACUCAGCCUCCACCCAGACACCCAAGUCAAAUAUGAUGAGAAUUACUGAAAAUCUUAUUCAUCAUAUAAGAAAAUUCUACCAAUUCCAAAAGAUCAGACACAUUACCUCCCAGAUUA
This is a messenger RNA of Chelonia mydas (Green sea turtle), 3301 nucleotides long. RefSeq names its product acyl-CoA synthetase bubblegum family member 1 (gene ACSBG1). The record is from RefSeq and is a predicted model, not a curated record. Gene Ontology annotation, cellular component: membrane; endoplasmic reticulum. NCBI's taxonomy places the organism in Eukaryota, Metazoa, Chordata, Testudines, Cheloniidae. Gene Ontology annotation, molecular function: long-chain fatty acid-CoA ligase activity.